AUGACCAAGGAGACCACCCCUCCUCCUCCCACCACCACCACCACCGAACCUACUACAAACACAACUCACGAGCCCCCCUCCCUCCCCGCCUCUCCCCUCGCCAAGCGCACCAAACCCAACACCACCGAGCAAUCAACAGAACCGUCCACAAUGGGUUCAACCAGCACCCCUCUCCCCCCCCUCCAAGUGAAGAAGCUCACUCCUACCGGCCGCGCCCCGACCCGCGGCUCUGCCUUCGCGGCCGGAUACGACAUGUACAGCGCCAAGGAGACCGUUAUUCCUGCUAAGGGGAAGGCGUUGGUUGAUACGGGAAUUGCGAUUGCUGUGCCGGAGGGGACGUACGGCAGAAUCGCCCCUCGCUCCGGCCUCGCCUCGAAGCACUUCAUUGAUACUGGCGCGGGCGUCAUCGAUGCAGACUACCGGGGAGAGGUCAAGGUUCUUUUGUUUAAUCAUUCGGAUGUGGAUUUCGAGGUGAAGGAGGGAGAUCGCGUUGCGCAGUUGGUUUUGGAGAGGAUCUAUACCCCUGAAGUUGUGGUUGUGGAGGAAUUGGCGGAGAGUGUUCGUGGCGCUGGUGGGUUUGGAAGUACUGGUGUUUAA
This is a messenger RNA of Aspergillus niger, 597 nucleotides long. RefSeq lists its product as uncharacterized. Lineage: Eukaryota; Fungi; Ascomycota; Eurotiomycetes; Eurotiales; Aspergillaceae. The record is from RefSeq and is a predicted model, not a curated record. The transcript has 3 exons. Gene Ontology annotation, biological process: dUMP biosynthetic process; dUTP catabolic process. Gene Ontology annotation, molecular function: dUTP diphosphatase activity; magnesium ion binding. Bases 1 to 597 code for a protein of 198 amino acids.